GCUUUUCUUAGAGUUUUCUUCCUAAGAAAUUAAUUUUCGUUUUAGGCCACUUGAAGCCUCUUGUCUCGUCUCCCCGUUUCCCUCUCUCGCAUCUCUUCGCAAUACUUUCAAGGAAACUGGUGACCUUGUCGUCUAUUCCUCUUCGAUCUUUAUGGCUUUCCUUUCUAUCGAUCAAAAUGUUCAUGCAUAUCGUUAGUUUUUCCUCUCCCGGAUCUGUUGCAGAAGAUCUCUGAUUUUGGGGGUAUCGAUUUCAAGAUAUUGAGAUUGAAAGCCGACGAGUCUCCUUCUUGAAGUUUUCCUGUCUAAUCACGUUUCUAACCGACGGAAUUAGGGUUUCCUUUUCUCGUUUUAUAGGGCUUGUGGAUUGCAGAAGCCCCUUUUUGGUUCCGCAGAUGUCUAUUGUGUGGCAGAUCUAUUGAUUAUUGAGCCGGAUGGCUAACGGCACAGAUUCGGAGCAGUUCGUGUUGUUGUCCGGUGUUCGAACUGGUCUUAAACGCGAAUUCGCUUUUGCCUUGAAGGUUCAAUCCGAGCUGUCUGGUUCACUUGGACGGACUAGAGCAAGAAAGUUUCAAAAUAGCCCUACUGCUAAUGCAGUUUCCGAUAAUUCCAGUAAUAAGAGAUUUAAGAAUUCGCAUGCGAAGAAGGAAUCAAAGAAUGAUGCUGCAAAGCCUCAAAUUGAAGAGGAGCUGAAGAGAGAGUUGGACAAAUCGCUACCUGGGGUGGAGCCCGAGGUCGAUCUGGCGAAAUCUGUAAGCAAAGAGGAGCGGAAGAACGAUGGUCCAGAAGAAUCCAAGAACGAUCAGGUUGAAUUUCCAAGCGAGAGAGAGAAGGGUGAGAUUUUGAAACCUCUCAAAGAGGAAGGGAGUAGCAUGGAAUUCCCAAUGCUGAUUGACGACGAAAUCCAAGCUAAGCGUGCUUUGCCGGAGAAGCCCCUCAGGCGAUUUACUCGUUCGGCCUUGAAAUAUAAGGCAAAGCCAGUGGAGAUCUCAGAUACGACAAGUGGUGGGUCAUUUGUGUCUGAAGAUGUCAAGGAGAGAAAGAAUAGUGCGCUGAAAGAGGACCCAAUGAGUGACCCGGUCAAAUCUCCAAGCGAGGAGAAUCGCCAUAUUGAUCUGGUGAAACCGGCGACACCUGCAAGAGAAGUGAAGGCCGAGGAAGAGGUUUUUUGGGGACGCAAUACUGAUCAGAAGAGAUCAGACGUAGGGGAGGAGCCCAAGAAUGACCCUAUAAGACCUCAAACGGAGAAAGGAACUUGCGCGGUAUCCCCAAUGGUGAUUGAUGGUUGUAGCGAGGUACAGAAUGUCUCGCUGGAGAGGCCACCGAGGCGGUUUACUCGCUCAGCCUUAAAGCCAAAUGUAGAACAAAUGGAGGUUUCCGCCUCUGCAGGUGGUGAUUCUGUCGUACCAGAAGAUGCCAAGGAUGAAACAUCUGCGAAAGGUGGUUCAGUCAUAUCAGAUGCCAAGACUCGGGCUGUACGAGGGGAGGGCGAAAUUAUUGAUGUGGUUAGCCCAUUGAUAGCAUCACCCAAGAAGAAGUUAGAAAUGAAAAUGUCGAAAAAGAUUGCCUUGACCAAAUUACCCUCUAAGGUCCGGGAACUCCUAGAUACUGGUAUGCUCGAAGGACUGGCUGUCAAGUACCUCCUUCGUGGGAAGACGAAAGGGAUUCGAGGAGUGAUUAAAGACUCUGGAAUUUUGUGUUCUUGUGAUUCCUGCAAGGAAUGCAAGGUUAUUACUCCCGUCCAGUUUGAGCAGCAUGCUGGUAGUUUAAAUAAACGCCCAGCUGAUUAUAUUUACUUGGAGAAUGGGAACAGCCUCCGUGAUGUAAUGAAUGCAUGCAAGGAUGCUCCCUUGGACACAUUGGAAGCAACAAUUCAAAAAGCAAUUGGUUCAUCUCCUGUGAACAAUGCUGCUGUUUGUCAGAAAGAUGCUACCACAUGUCAGAAUUGCAAAAGGCCUUUUAGUCCAUCGCGCACUAGGAGGUCAAUGCUUUUAUGCAGUUCAUGCAUAGUGGCAAAGGAAUGUCAAGAAAGUUCACCUUCUAUGACUGGUGCUACUGUUAGGUCAUUAAAGCCGGUACUAACUCCAAAAUCUUCUAUCAGUGCCUCAAAGCGUAUCUUAUCACCAAAAUCAAAUAGCAGUAAAGGGAAGAUAACAAGAAAAGACUUGAGAUUGCAUAAGUUGGUUUUUGAGGAAGGUGGUUUACCUGAGGGAACUGAAGUGGCUUAUUAUGCACGCGGACAGAAAUUGGUUGAGGGUUAUAAAAAGGGUUUUGGAAUAUUCUGUCAUUGCUGCAACAGUGAGGUCAGUCCAUCACAGUUUGAAGCACAUGCUGGUUGGGCUUCUCGUCGGAAACCCUACCUACACAUUUUCACAUCUAAUGGGGUGUCACUUCAUGAAUUGUCAAUUUCUCUUUCGAAAGGUCGGAAACUUUCUUCCCAAGACAAUGAUGACCUCUGCACCAUCUGUGCAGACGGUGGGGAUCUUUUGCUUUGUGAUGGAUGCCCGAGGGCCUUUCACAAAGAUUGUGUGUCUCUGUCAAGCAUCCCUCGUGGUAAAUGGUACUGUAAAUAUUGCCAAAAUAUGUUCCAAAGAGAAAAGUUUGUUGCGCAUAAUGCCAAUGCUAGGGCUGCUGGAAGGGUUUCAGGAGUUGAUCCUAUUGAGCAAAUAUCCCAGAGAUGCAUACGAAUUGUCAAUACCUCAGAAGCUGAUGUUGGUGGAUGUAACUUAUGCCGAGGUCAUGGAUUUAGCAAAUCAAAAUUUGGUCCACGGACAGUUCUACUAUGUGAUCAGUGUGAGAAGGAAUUCCAUGUUGGCUGUUUGAGGGAUCACAAAAUGACAGAUCUGAAGGAAUUACCCAAGGGGAAGUGGUUUUGCUGCACGGAUUGCAAUAGGAUAAAUUCUGAUUUGCAAAAGUUGCUUGUUCGUGGACCAGAGAAGUUGCCAGACUCUCUUUCAAAUAUUAUAAAGAAGAAGUAUGUGGAAAAAGGUUCAGAUAAUACUGAUCUUGAUGUAAGCUGGAGGCUUCUCAGAGGGAAGAUUGCUUGUCUUGAGACUAAACUGUUGCUCUCAAAGGCUGUGGCUAUCUUUCAUGACCGGUUUGAUCCUAUUGUUGAUUCAACAACAGGUCGUGAUCUUAUACCACCAAUGGUUUAUGGGAGGAAUAUAAGGGAUCAAGAAUUUGGAGGGAUGUAUUGUGCAGUAUUAACAGUGAACUCAUCUGUUGUAUCAGUUGGAAUUCUUCGGAUUUUUGGAGCAGAAGUUGCAGAACUUCCUUUAGUUGCCACAAGAAGUGAUAACCAGGGACAGGGCUGCUUCCAGUCCUUGUUCUCUUGCAUUGAGAAGCUUCUGGGGUUCUUACAUGUAAAGAAGCUAGUGCUCCCGGCAGCUGAUGAGGCUGAAUCCAUUUGGACAGAAAAGUUUGGUUUCACAAAGAUUGCCCCAGAUGAGCUGAGCAAGCUGAGGAGAGAGUGCCAGAUGAUGACCUUUCAGGGGACUUCGAUGCUACAAAAGCCAGUCCCCAAGUGUAGUUGGUGAGGACAUCUGAUAGUAAAUCCCCCGGCAGGGACCAAAGAUAGCCAGCCCUUUUGUUUUCCUUUGUACAGGGAGGGACAUAAUUUGAUUGUACAAAUAGGAACGGGACUCACUACCUCCAAAGAGUUUUUGGUUUACUUUUUUCUGUUUAUUUGGAUGUAGAAACUAUAUGAAUGAAGAUAGAGAUGGAUCGAGUUGGUUGGUAGGUAGUGAGGUAGGAAAUUGUUAGCAUCAUAGAUCCAAUCUUUUUGAACCGAGGGGAUGUGAAAAUGCCACAUCCUUUUGUAAUUUGUGGGAACUUUAGCCCCUCCUUUUGCCCUGGUGAUCUCUAUUGCAGUAAAUAUUUCUCUUUAUUUAUAUA
This is a messenger RNA of Macadamia integrifolia, 3891 nucleotides long. RefSeq lists its product as uncharacterized. Lineage: Eukaryota; Viridiplantae; Streptophyta; Magnoliopsida; Proteales; Proteaceae. The record is from RefSeq and is a predicted model, not a curated record. Bases 432 to 3533 code for a protein of 1033 amino acids. The transcript is spliced from 18 exons.